AUGAGCAAUCAACCACCUUAUCCUCUGCACGAGUCAGUCCUUGAUAGGAUUGACCCCGAAUAUGCAGCAUUUUACAACAAGCACAUCUUCGACAAGCAGCAAGUGCACCUCCAACCAGUAGAAGCAUCACGAAGCAGUGGCAUCCUCAUUCCAGGCAGUGGCCCUCUUCAGCCUGUCGCAAAUACAAUCGACUACGCCAUCAGACGCACAGAGAGCGAAGGACCUGAUGUCAAGGUUCGAUGCUUCACGCCCAUUGGCGACAAGCCAGAACAAGGAUGGCCUGUGUGUAUUUACUACCACGGUGGCGGCUGGGUUCUCGGCACGAUAGACACUGAGAAUGUCAUCGCGUCACAUCUUUGUGCGAGAGGCAAAUGUGUCGUCGUGGCUGUUGAUUACAGGCUGGCGCCUGAGGACCCAUUUCCUGCGGCGGUGCAUGAUUCUUGGGAGGCUGUUCUUUGGGUUACGGGCGAGGGUAAAGAGAUCCUUGGAUUGGACACCUCGAAGCUAGCGACAGGCGGUUCUUCUGCUGGUGCAAACUUGGCUGCUAUAAUGUGUCAACGAGCAGCUGAUCGAGGAUCCCCCAAAUUUUCCCUCCAACUCCUAUCCGUCCCCGUGAUGGACAAUACCGCCGAUAUAACCAACAAUGUUUCAUGGAAAGAAAACCAAUACUCCCCGGCCCUUCCAGCACCCAAAAUGCUCUGGUAUCGGCAUCACUAUCUCCCCAAUAAGGAAGACUGGGCACAUCCCGAAGCUAGUCCCAUUUUCUGGAACGGAGACUUCUCAAAGUUGCCGCCAGCUUGUUUUGUCGUCGGUGAACUGGAUGUACUCAGGUCGGAGGGUGAGCAAUUUGCGAAGAAGUUGCAGGAUGCAGGUGUCAAGGCGGAGCUGAAUGUCAUGAAGGGCCAGCCUCAUCCGUUUAUUGCGAUGGAUGCGGUGCUCGAAGCUGGGUCGAGAGCCAUUACGCUGUUUUGCGACGCGUUGUAUAAGACCAUGUAUCAGAAAUGGUGA
Molecule: messenger RNA, 1008 nt
Organism: Fusarium fujikuroi IMI 58289
Lineage: Eukaryota; Fungi; Ascomycota; Sordariomycetes; Hypocreales; Nectriaceae
Product: related to lipase 2
Exons: 2
Coding region: 1-1008 (335 amino acids)
Molecular function (GO): hydrolase activity
Source: RefSeq, a predicted model, not a curated record